This is a messenger RNA of Microthlaspi erraticum, 219 nucleotides long. NCBI's taxonomy places the organism in Eukaryota, Viridiplantae, Streptophyta, Magnoliopsida, Brassicales, Brassicaceae. The record is from the annotation of a GenBank genome assembly.
AUGAGGAGAAGAAAGAAUGUCUUGGCUGUCUCAAGACUUCAUCUCACAAAUCAGAGCAAUGUAGACAUCUUGGCCGUGGUAGCAGGGGUGGUCUCAAGGAAUCACGGUUUGGCAAACAAUAACCUGGAAAGAAACCUGCUGCUUCUAAGCCGGCUGCUAGAGAUUCUUCAUCUUCCGAGGGUAUUUCAGAAUCUCAGAUUCAUCGGAAUAAGAUUUUGA